AUGGGUGACACGGGCGUCACUUGGAUUGAAAGCAUGGAGUCGAAAGGCGAAUGGGCCUUGCAGUGUCGGGCAUGUCGCAAGUUUGGCCAGAGGAAUGCCUGGUCGACGGGUGUGCAGACAGCGCUCAAGGGGAACCUCCGUCGCCACCAUAACUGCCCAGCGCACCGCGAGUCGCUUGUGGCCAUGGGCCUUGCCACAGAGGCAGAUGAACUGAUGGGGGCGCCGUGCCAGCAGUCCUUCAAGGCCGUGCUGCAGGAGCGUGCCAAGGGCACAGCCUUGCGCCACGGAGUGCCAGCCGUGGGCGGCAAGCACAAAGUCACGGACAUGCAGCUGUGCUUGGGACAGGCAUUGGAGGAGCUUGACAAGGGGUUCCUGCGCAGCGCCGCAGCGGUUGCGGUCUUUCAAGAUCUCCGCAAGAACUUUCUCUUGAUGCGUUACCAGGCCUGUGACAGCAAUCUGAACACGCGCUGCGGAGUGCUCACCUACAUCAACGUGGGGGCGCUGUCAGGCGCGACCUCCGUGCUGCAGGCCACAUCAGCAGCUCUGGAUUACUUCUUCACGCAGCCUGGCUCGGACGAGGUGGACAAGCAAGCGUUGCAAGCGUUCACUGCCAAGGUGGAGCUGUACUGCGCCGAUGCUAACAAGGCGGAGCAGCUUGUCGGGCGCGAGCUCAAGCCCACAGGCAUUUUCAACAAUCUAAAGUACGUCGUCAAGGACAGCGUGGCCUCCAAAAUUCAGCAUUCCGAGCAGCUCCAGGAAGUCUUCAAAAAGAUGAAUGCCAAGAGUUUGAACAAUCCUGUGCAAUCCGACCGGGUUCGCAACCUCUGCUUCGCCAAACACCGGUUCUCCUCGUUCAGCCAGCCCUUGGGGCGCACCAUACUAUUCCUGGACGGCAUCCUCUCCACUGCGUCCUGGCUGGUAGUGAACCGACGGCGCGAGCCCGAAGGCCUUGCAGCAGCUGAAUUUCUUUCCCAGUUGACAGAGGNNUGGCUGCGAUGUGCGCCGACGGCGCUGAUGAAGCCGUCCGUCUCCUCCGAGUCUUCGACGGGGGCAAUCUUCGAGGAGGCUGGGUACACCCGUCACUGCCUGAAGCUCCUGGAGACCACCAGAGGAUGGAUCAUCGAAGGUGUGCCCUACAGCCUAGGCGGGCCUCACACAUUGACAGACGCUCUCAAGGAGCGCUGCCAGAAACAGAUGCAAGUCUGGGUGCACUUAUGCGCAGAGAUCGUCAAGGCAGAAUUCCCAGGAUAUGACAUCUUGAGCUCUUUCUGCAUCUUCCGCAUCGACGACGAUCGCAAGAAGGAGGAUAGCCAUGCAGAUGAGUACCAGGCCCGCUGCACCGAGCGGUUGGCUCAGGCUUUUGGCGUCAGCUACCAGGGGCUCUGGGAUCAGGUCGCCGAUUUGCGCCCGGUGGCCAGGCAGAUGCAGACAAUGCAAAAGUGCGGAAAUUUCGAGGCAUGGCGCGCGGCCGUUCGCAAGGUUCAGCAGAGUCGGGCUGCCUCCGCGCGUCCCGUGGAUCAUCUCAUGCCGGUGCUUGUCCGAUGGGGAGCCUUCCAAUCCUGCACUACUUCCUUGCUGGAGCGCAACUUCAGCCUGAUUCUGGACGCCACUGGAAAAUCCCGCGGACACAUGAGCUACGACAACUUGUUCUCGGAGAUUAAGCUGUUGGUCGACCUCCGCCAGGAAGAGGAGGACCGUGUCGUCGAUGUUGCUCGAGCCUGCUGGACGUUGCAGUUUGGCCAAUCUCGUAAUAGCACCCAGACCGUGCGGUUGGACAAGGGUGUGCCGCGCAAGCGGCCAGCGCCGGGCACCGAGACCGCCUUCAUUGCAAAGAGGCGCGCUGGCGCAGGCCACGCAGGGCCGGUGGCCAUGCAAGAAGUCCUCGACGCGGCGAAGGAGGCUACCCAGGCCAUACUUGCUGGUGAUCCGAAACUGCAGAAGGAGCACCGCUUCCAGAAAGAGAAGCAGGACAUGAAUCUGCUGCGGGCCGUGCAAGAGGGCCGGCUCGUGCCGGCAGAGCUCAGCGACGAGCUCCUGGAGAAGGUCGAUGCUUUGACAAACAAGGAGCAGGCUGGUUUGAGGGCUCGUUUGCGCAAGGAAGCGCGGCUGGAGCAGAAAAUGGAAAGCAAGACGCCGGCAUGGCGACACCGGAUGCUUUGGCUGCAGAAUCCUGCAUGGCUUCCCUUUGCGCCGAACCAGGCCAACGUGACGCGCACGCUCAACCUGGCAAGUUGCUUUGUCGUGGGGGAUGUGGCCCGAGCAGGAGAAGAAGUCAUGUGGACUGCUAGCUUGCAAGGCGGGCUACUUGUGGAUUUGGUCUUCUUGAAGUCUGGCGGCGAGCAGGGCGUGGCGAUGGAGUUUCAAGCCGCCAACAACGUGAAGCGUGCCAUCCUCGUCUCUCACCAGUUCCGUGCGGUCGAGCCGCGUUUGGCCGAAAUCGUGGACAAGGCCUGUUCUGCUGCAUCUUCCAAGUGGGUUGCGGUGCCGGACUGGGAGACGUGGGCAGCUGUUUUCGAGAGACGGGCGGGACCCGGCGUCCGGAAUAAGCAGCCAACGACCGUUUUGGCUUUGGCGCCGCCAGCUCUCUGCCAGUCCAUGGAGUUGCAAUCCGUCAUGGACAAGGCCACAUUCAUUAGCUUCGUGACUCGAAUUCACUGCGCGAUGCGCGGUAUGUGCAAUGAAGAUGUUUGA
Molecule: messenger RNA, 2691 nt
Organism: Symbiodinium pilosum
Lineage: Eukaryota; Dinophyceae; Suessiales; Symbiodiniaceae
Source: the annotation of a GenBank genome assembly